Molecule: messenger RNA, 4526 nt
Organism: Podarcis raffonei (Aeolian wall lizard)
Lineage: Eukaryota; Metazoa; Chordata; Lepidosauria; Squamata; Lacertidae
Gene: FGD3
Product: FYVE, RhoGEF and PH domain containing 3
Exons: 19
Coding region: 499-3192 (897 amino acids)
Biological process (GO): cytoskeleton organization; filopodium assembly
Cellular component (GO): cytoplasm
Molecular function (GO): guanyl-nucleotide exchange factor activity; metal ion binding
Source: RefSeq, a predicted model, not a curated record
GCUGUGGGAUGCGAGCGGGGAGUGGAAGAAACCUGAACCCAAAAGGCGCCCACCCCCUUUCCCCGCUCCCGCCAGCCUCUGUGCUGCGGCUGCACCUGGCGCCUUGGCAGGCUGGGCACGUUCCUCCCCGCCCGGCCCGCACGCCUUCGUCGGCCGGCCCCCAACCGGGGCAGCGCACGAGCCUGGCUCGCGGCGGCGGCGAGGGGGUGUGGAAGGCGAGGCGGGCGCCUGUGUGCGGCGAGAGCCGUGGGGAUCGCGGUGGCGGGCAGCCCUGUCGGGAGGCGCGCGCCGCCGCUGCCCUCCUCCUCCUCCUUCUCCCGGCCGGUGCCACAAGGCGAGAUGCAGGCGCCGGAAAGAAAGCGCGCGCGGGAGAGACGGCGAGCAGCUCCCCGCGUCCCCUUCUGAGGGCGCCUCCUUCGCCGUUGUGCAGCCCAGCCGUGCGCCUCAGGGCCCGUCCAAAGCUGCGGAGGCGCGUCUCCUGAGGGGCUGAAAACGGAGAUGGAGCCAGAAGGUUGCCCUCAUUCUUCUUUUCAAGUCAAAUGUCACAUUGACUCAAGGACAGUGCUGGAAACAUGUAGUGAGUUGCAGCGUGUGGAUCCCAUUCAGUGCACUCUUCAACCUGGAAGAAAGCCCAAAACCAAAUGCCAUUUGGCCAAAAAGCAUCCUCUGCCAAAACCCCAAGUACCUCCAAAACCUGUUCAUCUCCAGCCUGCCGGGCACGAGAAGAUUCCUCCAGCACCAUCUAGGCCUUUGCCAGCGGAUCCCAAGUCAACAAGAAGCCCAGUGCCUGAAGAAGAAACAACACAGACCUCACCAGACAUUAACAGACUCAUUGAAAAAUUCGAAAGUAUUAGGAGGCCCAUCCAUGCUGUUCAAAGAAACCAGUUCAACUUAGCUUUUAAAAUGGAACCUGAGACAGACUCUUCCAAACAGUGUUGCCCAAGCAUCUGUGAUGCGGUAGGUUCCACUGCAUCUUCUACCAAUGAAAAUAAAGAGCUUGAUGACAGCGAACCUGGCAUGUUGUGUAGCACUGAACUGUCUAACACAGACAUAAUGAAAAUUAAAGAACUAAAUAUAGAUGAUGGCACAAGCGCUGAAGAUGGUGCUGAUGUGCAGGUCAGCAAAGCCCCCACGGAAGAGCUUGUACCUAAGGACUCAUCCGUGGAGCUGAACAGUAAUGGUAAAAUUCCCAAUAGGGACAGUGGGAUUGACAGCCCUUCUUGUAGUGUGGCGGGAGAGACUUUCCUGAAUGAAGACGGUGCGGAGCAGAAAAAGGUCAUUGUGACCGGGAACCCAGCGGAGGUGGAGACGGACAAAAAGAGUGCCAGGUUUUCCGCUGGAGAGCAGAAAAGAGACUCUGCUCAGGAUGAAGACAGUGACAUAGAUGAGGGAAGCAGUGAGGAGCAAGAGACAGCGGAGGUGCCAAAACUGGAAUGUGUGGACAUUAACAAGUGUUCGGAGCCACAGAAGCUGUUUAACAUUGCAAGUGAACUUCUUCAUACGGAAGAAGCUUAUGUUAAAAGGCUUCAUCUUCUGGAUCAGGUUUUUUGCACUAAAUUGUUUGAGGCGGGGAUUCCACCCGAUGUGGUAACAGGAAUCUUUUCAAAUAUUUCUUCCAUCUAUCGCUUCCACGAACAGUUUCUUCUGCCUGAGCUCAAAACAAGGAUUACAGAUGAGUGGAAUACAAACCCAAGGCUUGGAGACAUCGUCCAAAAACUUGCUCCAUUUCUGAAGAUGUAUGGAGAAUAUGUAAAGAAUUUUGACAGAGCAAUGGACAUGGUGAACACAUGGAUGCAGAGAUCUGUUCCUUUUAAAGCUGUUAUUCAAAACAUACAGAAAGAAGAAAUAUGUGGAAACUUGACAUUACAGCAUCACAUGCUGGAACCUGUACAGAGAAUUCCACGCUAUGAGCUUCUCCUAAAGGAUUACCUAAAAAAACUUCCUGAAGAGUCACUAGACCGAAAAGAUGCUGAAAAAUCACUGGAGCUCAUUUCUACUGCGGCAAACCAUUCAAACGCAGCCAUCCGAAAGAUGGAAAAGAUGCACAAGCUGUUAGAAGUGUAUGAGCGCCUUGGAGGAGAAGAGGAUAUUGUUAAUCCAGCCAAUGAAUUGAUUAAAGAAGGGCAUAUUCAGAAACUGUCAGCAAAGAAUGGCACCGCUCAGGAUAGGUAUCUAUUUCUGUUUAACAGCAUGGUGUUGUACUGCGUGCCCAAACUGAGAUUAAUAGGCCAGAAAUUCAGUGUGCGAGAAAAGAUCGAUAUUGCAGGAUUGCAGGUCCAGGAAAUCAGCAAGCAAAACGUGGCUCAUACAUUCUCAAUAACAGGAAAGAAGAGAUCAUUGGAGCUACAAGCUAGGACAGAAGAAGAGAAGAAAGAAUGGAUCCAGGUCAUUCAAGCAACAAUUGAAAAACAUAAACAGAACAGUGAAACGUUUAGAGCUUAUAAUAGCUCUUUUUCUCAAGAAGAUGAGCAUCUCCCAGAUUCAUCAAUAGCGAGCACCAGUUCUGUGGAAUCCAUGCCAGGAACAGAUGGUAGCAGCACAUCUGGAGGGCCUGAGUGUUGCAGAAAAUCCUCCAAAUCAAAGAGAGAAAAGGAGAAGCAAGCUUGCAAAAGCUGCAGUGAAAGCUUCAACUCCAUUACAAAAAGACGUCACCAUUGCAAGCAAUGUGGGGCAGUUAUCUGUGCAAAAUGCUCUGAAUUUAAAACACUUGCUGAUAACAGCCGCCACAACCGAGUGUGUAAAGAAUGUUUUCAACUGCCAUCAGCAACCCCGUGUGUCUUGGGCAAUGAAGGUGCAGGAGAACAAAAGAAAAAAAUGGCAACGGAGAAGCAAAGCGUUUUGGGAGCAGAAAGCAGCCUUUUCAGCAGUCACCUCCUGUUCCAAGAAAAAGGAAAGACUUGGUGUAAAGUUUGGGUCACCAUCCCUAAGGCUGAACCUCUCGUCUUAUAUCUACAAGGAGGCAGUCAGGAUGGACGGAUUCCACGAAGCAUACCCCUACCAGGAUAUGAAGUUGAAUUUCCGCAUUCUGGUGAGAAGUUUGACUCAAAACAUGUUUUCAAACUCUGCCAGUCCCAACAGACUAUGUAUUUCAGUGCAGACGAUGAAGAGUUGCAAAUAAAAUGGAUGGAUAUUCUCACCAAAGCAGCUAAAGGGGAGAUUUAUGAUCCAAGUGAAGGAGCCAGUGAGCCCUAAAGCCUUUUUCUGGGGUCCAAGAUAUAUUUUGGGAGCAGGGGGCUGAACUCGAUAAUCAUGGCACUUUCAAAAUAUGUAUGGUUUUCUCCCCACCCCCUUAUUAUUGUACAUUCAUCACAUACAGUACUGAUUGUCUGGCAUAUAUGUUAGAUGGAAAAAGUAAGUGUAGUAAUUAAUGGUGUUCUUGUUGACAUUGAUGGAAAAGAAAAGGAGCAAGCAUUAAUUUUAUUGAAAGUAACUGCGGAAAAAAAUCAUAAUUCAAGUUAGCCAUCUUCAAAUACCUAAAGGGCUGUCACAUGGAAGAUGGAGCAAGUUUGUUUUCUCCUGCUCCAGAAGGUAGGACCCGAACCAGUGGCUUCAAGUUACAAGAAAGGAGAUUCCGUCUAAACAUCAGGAAGAACUUUCUGACAGUAAGAGCUGUUUGACAGUGAAGCAGACUCCCACGAAACCUGGUGGACUCUCCUUCCUUGGAGGUUUUUAGCAGAGGUUGAUGUAUGAUCUCGUUGUGAUUUCUGCAUUCCAGGGGGUCCAUUCCAUUGGACUAGAUGACGCUUGGGAUCCCUUCCAACUCUACAGUUCUAUGAUUCUCUUACUCCACUCCCUCCCCCUGUAUUUUUCUUCCUUUCAGUUGCUGUUUGAGUGAAGGAUAUGUAUAGUUCGUGCGUUACAAAAGUGCUGCCUUUAAGUUAAAUGUUGUACAAGGCUUGUGGCUGGCCACUGACAUGCUGUUUUCUGUCUUCUGUUUUGGGAUUUUUAAAAAAAAUAAUAAUGGUCUCCUCUGUGCUGUAAGAACAACGUGAUGGAUCUGUUUCUUUUGGUAACUCUGUCCUUUCUUACAAUGACUUUUUUCACUAGACAGAUACUGUAGAAUACGUUUGUAGAGUUUUCUGAAAGGCAUUGUGGAAGACACCUUGAAAUCUCAAAUAUCAAGUAUUCCUAUAUAUAUAUAUAUAUAUAAAUAUAAAUAUUUUGUUUUUGUUUUUUACUUUUACCCACACUUUUCUUAUUUCUUUAUACAACCUCCUUUUUAAUGUAUGCAAUCAAAUGUUUUACACUGCAAACUGGGAUGUUCCAAAUGAAUGGACAGUUUUAGUACACCCAGUAAAGGUGACCUUUUUUAGGACGAUUAACUUUUUUGAGUAAUCAAGGAUUUAUUUAUAUAAUUUGUAAAUACCACAUGUUAAGCUUCUUCUUUUUUUUUUUUACAAAAGUGAUCUAACUGAAACUUAGUCUGUCAGUUAAGACACUUGUAUAAAUUGAAUUUGUAAUUCGUUUCCUGUGUACUUUUGUUUGCAAAAAUAUUUAUGUAUGCAAAUAAAAACCCAUGCCAUUGA